This is a messenger RNA of Cannabis sativa, 3398 nucleotides long. Its product is annotated as potassium transporter 2. Bases 797 to 3175 code for a protein of 792 amino acids. The record is from RefSeq and is a predicted model, not a curated record. Gene Ontology annotation, biological process: potassium ion transmembrane transport. The transcript is spliced from 10 exons. Gene Ontology annotation, cellular component: plasma membrane. Gene Ontology annotation, molecular function: potassium ion transmembrane transporter activity. NCBI's taxonomy places the organism in Eukaryota, Viridiplantae, Streptophyta, Magnoliopsida, Rosales, Cannabaceae.
CUUUGUGCGCUAUAAAUGCUCUUUCAGAAAAUACUUAACCCUUCUCCCACUUUCUUGACUAAGUUACCAAUCAUGAAAAUAAUGUUUUACCACUUUAUUUUUAUUUUGUAGUUCUUUAUUAUAACCGCCUGCUAGGACAACAAAACAAUAGAUAUAAUAGGGACUAUAGAAUUAAUGCUCAAUAAAGUUAGGUAGGGAGUUUGGAAAAAUGGAAUAUGUUUUAAUUACCACUAGAAUUGAGAAACGACAUAGUGAAAUGAUCAUGUGAGAGAGUUUGAGAUUUGUGAGUUGUGACAGGAUGAAAGAAAAAAAUAAUGAAAAGGUUGGUGGGAUGUGAAUAUAUCUAAUAAUAAUGAUGCACCAUUGGGAGAGAGAUGGAAUCAGCUUUUAAUGGGUGGUCUCUUGUUUGGUAUGGUAUGGUAUGGUAGUAUGGUAGAAUUGUGUGUAACUGUCGUUUCAAAUCACGUGACUGUGCUUUUUUGAUUUCUAUGACAUCACCUUUCAACCCCUGUCCUGUUUUUUUGUUAUCUUUUUCUUGUGAAAAGAAAAUGUUAUCUUUCUCUCAGUUUUCUGUCAUGUGCAUGAUUGCCUCAGCUCCCACUGUUAAGCAAAAAAAUUCUUUUGUUUUUCUUAUUUCAUCUUUGUCUCAUUGAAGAUUGAAGAUUUGAGAGGUGUACCCAAGUUUCAGUUUUUCCUAGUUCUUCCAGCCAUACAAACUGAGAAGAGAUCUGCAGGUAACUACUGUCUUAACAGUUCACAGAUGAAAUUCAGUUUGAAGAUUUGAGUGUUGAGGACAAUGGAUCUCAACUACAGAAAGUGUUGGAACAGUCCAAAGGGUUCAUGGAAGAACACCCUUCUCUUAGCUUACCAAAGCCUUGGUGUGGUAUAUGGGGACCUAAGCAUUUCUCCUCUGUAUGUUUACAAGAGCACAUUUGCAGAAGACAUUCAACACUCAGACACUAACGAAGAGAUUUAUGGGGUUCUAUCUUUUGUUUUCUGGACUCUUACUUUAGUCCCUCUCUGCAAGUAUGUCUUUAUUGUGCUCCGAGCUGAUGAUAAUGGAGAGGGUGGUACUUUUGCUCUGUAUUCACUCUUAUGUAGGCAUGCAAAAGUGAGUCUUUUACCCAAUCGACAAGCUGUUGAUGAAUCACUUUCUACAUAUAAACUAGAACACACACCAGAAAGUAAAAACAGUUCAAGGGUGAAAAGUAUACUGGAGAAGUACAAGGGCUUGCAUACAGCUGUGCUGAUUCUGGUUCUUCUUGGUACUUGUAUGGUAAUUGGAGAUGGGCUUCUCACCCCUGCCAUUUCAGUUUUCUCAGCAGUUUCUGGCCUUGAAUUAUCCAUGUCUAAGGAGCACCACCAGUAUGCUGUGAUUCCAAUAACUUGCUUCAUAUUAGUGUGCCUAUUUGCACUUCAACAUUAUGGCACGCACCGAGUUGGAUUCUUCUUUGCACCAAUUGUGUUGACGUGGCUUCUAUGCAUCAGCACCCUCGGCUUGUAUAAUAUAUUUCGCUGGAAUCCACAAGUUUAUCAAGCUCUUUCCCCUUACUACAUGUUCAAGUUCUUGAAGAAGACAAGGAUAAGUGGAUGGAUGUCUUUAGGUGGAAUACUAUUGUGCAUAACAGGCUCAGAGGCAAUGUUUGCUGAUCUUGGACAUUUCUCAUAUACGGCCAUUCAGAUUGCUUUCACUUUUCUGGUUUAUCCAGCACUUAUUUUGGCAUACAUGGGCCAAGCUGCUUACUUAUCACAUCAUCACCACUCCAGUCAUAGUAUCAGUUUUUAUGUCUCAGUUCCUGAAUCUGUAAGGUGGCCAGUUCUUGUUGUAGCUAUUCUUGCUUCAGUUGUGGGAAGCCAAGCAAUCAUCAGUGGAACAUUUUCUAUCAUAAACCAAAGCCAGUCGAUUGGUUGCUUUCCAAGAGUCAAGGUCAUUCACACUUCUGACAAGAUUCACGGUCAAAUAUAUAUUCCAGAGAUCAAUUGGAUUCUCAUGAUCCUUUGCAUUGCUGUAACCAUUGGAUUUAGAGACACUAAACACAUGGGAAAUGCAUCAGGGCUGGCAGUGAUGACAGUUAUGCUAGUGACCACGUGUCUGACUUCUUUGGUGAUAAUACUUUGUUGGAAUAAGCCCCCUAUUUUAGCUAUUUUGUUCCUUCUUUUUUUCGGCUCCAUUGAAUUGCUUUACUUCUCAGCUUCUCUCACCAAGUUCACUGAAGGAGCUUGGUUCCCAAUCCUUCUUGCCCUUUUCCUCAUGACCAUCAUGUUUGUUUGGCACUACGCCACCAUCAAGAAAUACGAAUACGAUCUCCACAACAAGGUCUCUUUGGAAUGGCUUCUGGCCUUGGGUCCAAGCCUUGGAAUUGCCAGAGUACCUGGAAUUGGUCUAGUCUUCACUGAUCUCACUUCUGGUAUCCCUGCAAACUUCUCCCGCUUUGUCACCAACCUCCCUGCCUUCCAUCGCAUCCUUGUUUUUGUCUGCGUAAAGUCAGUACCUGUCCCCUUUGUUACUCCGGCCGAGAGGUACCUUGUGGGUCGUGUUGGCCCUGCAGCUCAUCGAUCCUACAGGUGCAUUGUUCGAUAUGGAUACCGGGAUGUUCAUCAGGACAUUGAUUCUUUUGAGACCGAGCUUGUGGAAAAGCUUGCAGACUUUAUCAGAUACGAUUGGUGCCAAGCACACCAGGAUAACUCGUGUAGUGACGAUGAUGCCUUCCGUUCUAAUGAGUCAAGUGAGUGUAGGUUGGCCGUGAUCGGAACAGUAGCAUUCUCUGGUGCACCGACUUACGAAAUUGAGGAGACUGUUGGGCCAGCUAGUGUCUCAGUUGAUUUCCCAACUGUGGAAAGUAUCACAGAAGUUAUAGAGAUGGAAGCAGUUGGUCAAAAUGAGAGAAGAGUGAGGUUUGCCAUUGAUGAGAGUUCAGAAGCAGAUGAUAGCCGUCGUGAGAUCGAAAUGCAGCUGCAAGAGGAGCUGGAAGAUCUGUACCAAGCUCAACAAUCUGGAACUGCAUUCAUAUUGGGACAUUCUCAUGUUCAGGCAAAGCAAGGUUCAUCUGUGUUCAAGAAGCUAGCCAUUAACUUUGGCUACAAUUUCCUGAGGAGGAAUUGCCGGGGUCCAGAUGUGGCCCUCAAAGUCCCACCAGUGUCUCUCCUUGAGGUUGGAAUGGUUUAUAUUGUGUAGGCCACAUAAAAAUAUGUAAUUAAGUUAGUUUCUUCUUCUUCUUCUUCUUUCUUUAUCCUCUUAUUGCUAUAGAGGGAACUGAAAACGGUUUAGCAGGUAUCUAUAUCUCAAUGUCUUAACCCUUACCCAAGAGAAAAAAAAAAAAAAAAAGACAAGAAAUUGGAAGAUGGUGUCCUGUGUGAUGACAUUUUAGAAUUACCACCAAUAUACAACCUUUUUGAAA